Filobasidium floriforme is the source of this 2028-nucleotide messenger RNA. Its product is annotated as negative regulation of gluconeogenesis-related protein. The transcript has 12 exons. Lineage: Eukaryota; Fungi; Basidiomycota; Tremellomycetes; Filobasidiales; Filobasidiaceae. Gene Ontology annotation, biological process: proteasome-mediated ubiquitin-dependent protein catabolic process. The coding region runs from base 1 to 2028 and encodes 675 amino acids. The record is from RefSeq and is a predicted model, not a curated record. Gene Ontology annotation, cellular component: GID complex. Gene Ontology annotation, molecular function: protein binding.
AUGGCGGGGUCGACCUCUACAGCUGGAUCUGGUUCUCAGGACCAGAGCAAGAGCAACGGUGAUGUCGACGGGAGCGGUAAUGGGGAAGUCAAGGGGAAGGGCAAGCAGAGGGCUGAGCCAGAGUUCGGUAGGAGUGGAAGUGGUGUGGAUGGAGUUGGGGUGGCAAUUGAAGGGUCGAAGGGGGCGCAUACUCCGGCAAAGAGGGAAGAGGUUGUCAGGUUGAUGCUCCAAGCUCUAAGGGAUAUCGGCUAUAGUCAAUCGGCAGAGGUCCUCGAAGCCGAGUCCGGUUACGUGCAAGAACCAGCUCUAGCGGGAUCGUUCCGCCAAGCUAUCCUCGGUGGGAGAUGGUCCGAGGCUAUCCACCUGUUGAGCGAUCUCGGAGUCGUCUUGCCCGAAGAUAGGGGUUCGGGGCGCAAGAACACCAAUAGUGCCGAUCUCACGUUUAGAAACGGAAGCGGCUCGAACUCGAAGAAACAGGACACUCCCGGUCGACGAGCCAUCUUCAUGGUGUUACGUCAAAAGUACCUCGAGUUGAUCGAAGCUGGACAGACGGUCCGAGCGCUCAAGGUCUUGAGGCUGGAGGUGGCUCCCGCUGCGACGGAUACGGCCAAAUUACAUGCGCUUUCCGGGUUGAUGAUGUGCAUGAAGAAGGCAGAUCUUUAUGCCAAAGCUAAAUGGGAUGGGGCGACGGGUUCUUCUAGACAAGAACUACUGGACGACCUACAAGAGUUCCUGCCGACUGGUGUCAUUAUGCCGCCAAAACGACUCGCGACCCUAUUCGACCAAGCUAGAAAGUACCAAGAAGGUAAUUGCGUUUACCAUAGCGGUUAUCCAGCCGAGACGCUAUUGAGCGAUCAUCGCUGUAAGCGGGAAGUUUUCCCCACUGUCGCCACCCACGUACUGGCGGAGCAUACCGACGAAGUUUGGACUAUCCAGUGGAGUCGUGAUGGCCGGUAUCUGGCGAGUGCGGGUAAAGACAUGUCUAUUAUCAUCUGGAAGGUCGAGCCCACGCCGACGCGGACUUGCGAGAAGCACAUGACGCUGCGCGGGCAUUCUGAGGCCGUCUCUGCGCUCGCUUGGUCGCCCGAUGGAUCUAGACUGGUAUCUGCGGCGGAAUCGACCGUCAUCCUGUGGGACAUGACAAUGGGCGUUCAAUUGGCGUACCUGCCGGAGACACAUCAUGACACGGUCAGCCAGGUACAAUGGAUCUCAAAUGAGGCUGGAUUUGUGACAGCAGCUAUGGAUCAGAAGAUUGUCACAUGGACGAGAGACGGAAAGCUCAAGUCGACAUUACCCACCGGACCUUUGCGGAUAUUCGACUUUGUGGUGUCAAAGGAUCUCGAUCGGAUCAUAGCAAUCACGAACGUUGUUGGCGGGCAGACUCAUGGGAACCUACGGCCUACUGCUUCGCGCUUACCGGUGGCUGGCGCAAUUCCUGGCCGGACCGGUUCUGUGCUCAACGAGAACAGCAGUGUGCCGAAUUAUAGCAUCGGCAAGAUGGAGAGGGAUAUCGUGAUUUACGACCUUGCGAAUGGUAACGUCAUUGCGUGGGUCCCGGGAGAGAUGGGAAGCAUUUCUUUAUCGGACGACGGGAACCAAGCGCUAGUGACCGCAGCGCCCAACGAUCUACAAUUGUGGAAUGUCGAAGAUAACUUCGGCCUAGUACGGCGAUACACGGAACAUCAACAUCUGGAGUAUCAGAUCAAGAGCUGUUUUGGCGGUCGCGACCGGAGCUUUGUGAUUAGUGCAAGCGAGGACUCGCGCAUCUACGUGUGGCAGAAGGAUACCGGAAAGCUGCUUGAAAAGUUGGAUGGUCACAAGGGCGUCAUCAACGCUGUAGCUUGGAAUCCGGUCUACCCUGAUCUCUUUGCGUCUUGCGCCGAUGACGAUACCAUUCGACUUUGGCAGCCAGCCUCGGUUGCUCUCUCGGUUGCCACCGCUAGAUGGGCUGGUGCGAGCUCGGACGCGCCCCAGUUAUCACCGAUAGGAGAUAUCCCGUCUGGCAUCGACAUGGACCUCGUGUUUUGA